Messenger RNA from Carassius auratus (goldfish), 3426 nucleotides. RefSeq names its product epidermal growth factor receptor kinase substrate 8-like protein 2. The transcript is spliced from 21 exons. The record is from RefSeq and is a predicted model, not a curated record. Lineage: Eukaryota; Metazoa; Chordata; Actinopteri; Cypriniformes; Cyprinidae. Bases 179 to 2191 code for a protein of 670 amino acids. Gene Ontology annotation, molecular function: actin binding. Gene Ontology annotation, biological process: positive regulation of ruffle assembly; Rho protein signal transduction; regulation of Rho protein signal transduction. Gene Ontology annotation, cellular component: plasma membrane; ruffle membrane; vesicle.
GCCUUGUCUACCCAAACCCCUCCGUGUUUGGAGCAAAGUUCACCUCUGUGAGAGAACAGAUUGAUAUGGAGCCUUGAAGAAGAGUUUACCGCAAGACUUUCUGGAAACGGGAGGAUUUAUCGGCGAACUGAAGCACGGGACCGUAGAUUCUCUCUGCUGAGGGUGGAUGUCGUAGAACAUGAAUGCUUUGGGGACCCCAACAAAUCCCACCAAUGGGGUGGCCAGAUCGGACAGCAAGAUCAGUGCCAAAACCCUGUUCGAGCAACGAAAGAAGUACUCAAACUCGAACGUCAUCAUGCAAGAGACGUCGCAAUAUCACGUACAGCACCUGUCUACGUUCAUCAUGGAUAAAUCGGAGUCCAUUGCUACAGUAGACGAUGCAAUCAAGAAGCUGAAGCUACUGGACUCCAAAGACAAAAUCUGGACACAGGAAAUGCUUCUGCAGGUGACGGAAAAAUCCAUCAAACUCCUGGACUCCGAAACCAAGGAAGAGCUUGAAAACUUUCCUCUGGCCACCGUCCAUCACUGUCAGACGCUGUUGAACCAGACCAGAUAUCCUUCCAUCCUUCUGCUCGUCUGUCAGGACAAAGAACAACACAAACCAGACAUUCACUUCUUCUACUGCGACGAAGUAGAGGCCGAGAUGGUGCACGCUGACAUUGAUAGCGCUCUGGGAGACAACACACGCGGCAAGAAGAUGCGACCGCAGACGCUAAAAAUGAACCAAGAAAAGAUGAAACGCCACCGGGAGACCAUCAUCCCGGCCUCUGAGCCUAGGAGUCCUGGCCCUGGGGUCAAAGGUCGCGUAGCAGCUACAGACAUGAAAGAUGAAUUGUCGAUGCAGGACCCUGAGUCCAAUAUGAAACUGGCCCAGCGGAUCGAGAAGGACGUGCAAAUCCUGAACUGCGCUCUAGACGACAUCGAGAUCUUCGUUGCACGUCUUCAUAAAGUGGCAGAGGCUUUUGCGCAACUUAACCAGCGCAAGAAAAACAAGAAAAGAGGCCCUGCAGAGGGAAUGCUAACGCUACGAGCUAAACCUCCAUCAGAAGGCGAGUUUAUCGACUGUCUUCAGAAGCUGAAACUCUCUUUCAAUCUGCUGGCCAAACUGAAGAAACACAUCCAGAACCCCAGCGCUGCAGAGCUCGUGCACUUCCUGUUUGGACCUCUAGAACUGAUACUGCACAGUUGUGGCAGUCCUGAGCUGCCGCGUGUGGUCAUCUCUCCUCACCUGUCCCGAGACACAGUGGACUUCCUGAGAGGACACCUGACUCCCAAAGAGAUGACCAUCUUUGAGCUGCUGGGAGACGGCUGGACACGGCCCAGAGCUGAUUGGCCGAAAGAUCAGUGCGCUCCUCUGUAUGUCCCAAAGUUCCGGAACGGCUGGGAGCCUCCGGUUGAACUAUUCCGGUCGUCCUCGUGGGAGACGGAGAGCGCCGGCGCACCGGUGAAGACAGAAUACAGACCGAAAGAGUUCUUUGGAUCACAGUCAUCGAUCUCUUCAAACGGGUCUUUCUCGACGCCUCCUGUUUCUCGCAAGUAUGCAAAGAUCCGCUACCACUUUGUGGCACGAAAUGCAAAUGAGCUGUCGGUGCUUCAGGAUGAAGUUCUGGAGGUGUUGGAGGAUGAUAAGCAGUGGUGGAAGUUGAGGAACCGGAGCGGACAGGCGGGAUAUGUGCCCUAUAAUAUCCUGGAUGUGGUGAAACUUGAGGAUCCUCAUGCUUUAAUCGACCCGCCAUACAGUCCAGGAACAGCCUAUAGUCCGUCAUACCGAGGACAGUCGCCCUCCGGCUCACUGGGCAGUGACAAAGACGGUCACUCUCAGCAGAUGGACAAAGUGAACGAUGAGCUGCUCAUGUUGAUCACUGGUAAUAAGGUUCAACAGCCUGCGAGGAACUUUAAAGUGGUGCGUCAGUCUGCUGUCCCGCUGACCUUUGACUCCAACCCGGCCGAGGUCAGCGCCUGGCUCAAUGCCAAGGGCUUCUCCAAACCGACGGUGGAGCGUCUGGGAAUCCUGACCGGCUCUCAGCUCUUCUCUCUGAAUAAAGAGAACCUGAAGACCGUGUGUGGAGAUGAGGGAUCUCGCGUCUACAGCCAGGUCACCGUCCAGAAAGCACAGCUAGAGAAGAGUCGAGGAGAUACAGAACUGCAGGAGAUUCUGAAUAAACAGCAAGAGAAAAUUGCAUCUGCCUGAACUGUCAAUCAAACAGUCACCUGGCAACAGUAACCAUCAACCAAACCCACCAAUGAAGUUAGAUGCUAUAGAUUCAGCCACAUCGUCGACCAAAUGUCUAAUCCAAUAUCUUUUCUAAUUGUAUAUUUAUUCCUGGUGCUUUUUAUUAUAAGUGUAUGUACGGACCUUAUUGUGAUUUAUCCACACACAUUAUCUUGUUCAUGCUGGAAAAUAUUUGUAAGCUUAUACGGCUCUCUAUUGCAUGGAAACAAUAUAUCGGUGAGACUCGUGAAAACAUGUACGGGUCACACUUCAAAAUUAUAAGAAAAUAUUCGGCUAUGAAAAUUUGUUUGAAUAUUUUUGAAUUUGUAAUUUUAACCACCAUUGCUCAAAGUAAAAAUUUUAGGCAAUUAAUCAUAAAAAAAAAUAAAAACAAGUAAUAAUCAGUAUAAAUAAAUAUCAUUGCAUUGGCUUUUCACCUAAAAAACAAAAGGACUAUUAUAGAAAUAGACUAUUUUAGGAUCAUUAACGUUUUUGCAUCAUUUUUGUCAAUUUCUCAAAGUAUUUGUAAUUUUGUAAUUUUUGAUGAUUCGUUCAAAAAUACAUAAAGAAUAUCAGUAUAAAUGAAAAUCAAUACAAUUACUGUCAUGCAUUCAUGUUUUACAAUUCAAAAACACUCAAAACAUUUUUUAAGUUGAGGUGAAAGUCAAAAAAUGUAAUGUAUAUUAAGCAAAAUAUACAUAUUUCUUGUGAUCUUGUGGUUAAAUGUGACCUGUACAUGUCCAUGAGAUUCACCCGUGUCCAUCAGAUUGAGCGCAGUGAUUGUUUUCUGGGGUUUGAUGCAUGAUUGCAUCUGUGACAUCGGUUUUUGAAAGAAAGGAGAAUGUAAAUAAUGUGCUAAAUUCAGUCUCAUCACACGUUCUGAUGCUGAUCGUUGUGACGAAUGAAUGACGCGAGAACAGUAGAUUUAUCAGCUGGAUUUCAUGCACUUCUUUCCUUUGUCAACACACAACAAGUGUUUUAAUUUGUAUAAAGGGCAUGUAGAGAUUUUGAUCCUUCAGUAUGUAGUUCAGUCACAAUUGAGACGCUUUAAAAACACACAGAUGAGGUUGAAUCAGUUUAAUUGGUGAAAUCAUGUCAUAUAAAACCAGAAGUACAACCUCUUAGUAUUAUCCAGCUAGUUUCUCCAAAUGUUAUUUAUAAAAACAAAAUCAAUGUAUUUAAAUUUAAGAAAUAAAGUGACUGCUAAAAAAUGG